Molecule: messenger RNA, 6249 nt
Organism: Brassicogethes aeneus
Lineage: Eukaryota; Metazoa; Arthropoda; Insecta; Coleoptera; Nitidulidae
Source: the annotation of a GenBank genome assembly
GAAAAUAACAAUCUUUGAAAAGUAAAAAAUUGUAUAAUUAUUGAAUUAUUCAUUAAAAAACUUGAAAACAUAACCUUAUAAGAUGUUUUGGGGUGUAACCAUGGUGCAACUGAUAGCCUUAAUGUACAAAGACCAACACGUCGGUACCUUACAAAAAUUAUUGAAUUUGUGGCUCGAAGCUUCCUUCAGCGAAAGCUCCGAAGAUAAUGAAAGCAACACCUCGCCUCCCGACCAAAACAGUGGCGACUCUUCGCCCCUUAUAACUUCGGAUCCCACUUCUGAUUCCAGCGACAACGGGGGAAGCGUCAGGAACAAAAAUGUUAACGCAUUGAGCAACACGAUGACCGCUGAACGGAACAAAAUUAACCAGAACCGCAGCAAAGCUCUCGUAAUUAUGAAACGCGGCAAGUCGACGGAAACGGAAAUCAGCACGAGCAGCAGUGGAAUCUUCAGCAUGGGACAAAGUUUCGACUCCUCGAUAAAAUCCAGCGGCAACGAAAAGCACGAACCGCCAACCUCCAACACAACGCAGACCAAUCAAAUCAACGGAAACGGUAACAACCAGAAAAGGGGUUCGUUGCAAAGUGAAGUUUCCGAUUGUGGUUACGUAACGCAAGCUGAGAAUCAAGAAUCGAUUUCUACGUCCAGUAACGAUGAUGAUCAGCCUCAUCAGAAGCCUGUACAUCAGAAACCGCAUAUGUUUCAGAAGUCCAGGUACAACAACGGGAAGAAUAGGGCUACUACUGCUUUGGAGAAGAAGGAAUUUAGGCGGAAGAAGUUGGUUAAGAGGAGUAAGACAAACCUCAUAAACAUGAAAGGCUUAAUCCAUCACCUUCCAACCGACGAAAACAUCGCCAACAUACUAAAAGAAUUCACUGUAGAUUUUCUCCUGAAAGGCUAUGGAACUUUAGUCCAAGACCUUUACUCUCAAUUACUCACAAACAUUCACCUCCAAAUUGACACCUCCCACUUUUUCUGGUUGGUCACCUAUUUCCUCAAAUUCGCCACCCAGUUGGAACUGGAACCUGAACACAUAAGUCCAGUUUUGUCCUUCGAAAUUUUGUCCUAUCUGGUCUUUCAAGGGGUAUGGGUGUACGAAGAGCUGGAAAUCAGUCGCAGGAUGCCCGAUAUGGAUUUGAAACCGUGUCUGCGCCGAUUGCAUUUGGUUGUGACAGCUAUAAGAGAGUUCCUCCAAGGUGUGGAAACCUACUUAAAGAUGGUGCAUCUAAGUGACGACGAUAGAAAUAAUUUCUCCAAACUUCAAGUUCAAAUAAGCGAAACAGAAAAUUUAAGAUCCUUAUUUGUGUUACUUUUAAAACAAUUCAACCCAAAUAUUCAAAGUAAACAGUACCUUCAAGAUCUCAUCCUAACGAAUCACAAUUACUUGCUGUUCUUGGAUAACACCUGUAAAAUUUUGAAGAAAGAGUUCAACAUUAUGGAGCACCUGCAGCAGUUUGCAACCGUGGAAAUUAUGAAAAAUUACGGUCUGCUUUUGGAAGAUUUCGAAGAAAACGGCGAGUUUGUAAACAACUGCAUUUUCACCAUGAUGCACCACAUCGGUGGUGAUUUAAAACAUGUUCCAACUUUAUUUCAACCCAGCAUAUUAAAAACCUUCUCGCAGAUAUGGGAGACCGAUUAUGAAAUUUGCGAUGAUUGGUCAGAUUUAAUAGAAUACGUAAUUCACAAAUUCAUAAACAAUCCUAGAACGCAUUGCUCUGAAAUGACUUCACCGGCAAUUUUAGAAAAUUCUGAACAAUUGGAAGAUACAGAAAGUUCAUCAGAAAUUGAUAAAUCAGAGUCAGACACCAUAGAUGAAUUGAUUGUUUUAUUUAGGUGGACACUGGAAGACAAAAGAAACCUUUUAAGUUACUAUAACCAAAGCCGCGACUCAAACGACACAAUUGCCAACAUAACGAGAAAAUACGACGAAUGCGGUACCAAACAUAAAACGAAACUCUCUAUAAUCGGAGAGUUGUUAGACCAAAAUAUUAUCAACGAGAGACAAUAUAACGAUUUUAUGCAGUCGAAAUAUCCCGAUAGUUCCUUAGAGACGUCGCCAAAAGAAGAAGAAGAAUUUUUGCACAUGGUAAAUGAACAAAGUAAUGCCGAGGAAAGCUUGGUGGACGGGGAUAUAAAAGUUUUAAAGGAGUAUUUAUUUAAAGAGAACAAAGGGAAAUUUAUUUUGUGGCUGCAAAAAAAUCUCAUCGAAGCUUGUUACGUCAAAUUAGUUCUAAGCGAUCCCGAACUUAAUACUGGAGGAAUAGAGCCCUGUAUCCAUUAUUACUCAUUGUUAAAUUUGCCCAUACCUGUUAUACCAUGGUCUUCAGAACAAACGAAUAUUUUCAAACACCAACCUUUCGUAUUACUCUUGCACAAACUGGGAUUUUAUUUGCCGGUAGACACGGGAAAAAUUUUCGUGAGGAUCCCGAAUUUUUGGAAUGCUGAUUAUAUUUAUAGCAUAGCACAGCAAUUGGGACCCAUUGAUCCAGCCAAACUCAAAUUUGAUGCCGGUUUACUGAAAGGGUCCAGCAAAAGUUCGACAUCUUUAACAAAAAUACCUGAUGCAACCACUUUUUCCGAUCACAGCAAAUUUUCGAUGACCGAUCCCAAAAAAACACCUUUAAUAGUUAGGUACACACCAUUACCAAACUCUGCGCAAUGGUUUCAAACUAUUUUACAAUCUAAAGUUGCACCUAUUAUGGACACUACACUCCAUAAUAAUAGCACAAGUCAGCUGUCGAUUAGCAUACCGGAAACGGAUGUAAUUACGCACGAACUUCCUGUACCUGACUUAAGUAUUGUCGGGGAUUCUUCUUCAUUAUCCUCCAUAAGAAUGGAGUGUUAUCCCAUUAUGGAAAUAUUAGACAAUAUUUCAAAUUUAGACUUGGACAAUGAUAGAAGCGACACUGCUUCAGUGGCGUCCGAUUUGACUAGAAUGUGCGUGAGUGACGAGGAGGAUAAAGUUUUAAUAGUUUUAAAAAACAACGAAAAAAACUAAUUAUUCAAACCCAAGGUGAAUUUGUUUCUACAACGAUUGGUGUGAUUUGUUUUGUUUUUGUGUAAAAGAUAUUAUGUAGAUUAAGGCUUCCUUUUUUUGUUUUGUUUUAAAACACGCCUUAUUUUUGUGAUGAUUUUAUUAUUUUAUAAAAUGCACAAUUUAAGAUACAUACUUAAAAGCAAAGAUAAAUACGAAAAAUAAAUAAACUAUAAAAAUACAGAAUUUUCAAUUUACUGCAGUUUUUAAACUAAAAAAAAGUAUUUAUAGUAGGUAUAGUACAGUAAAAAACCGCGACAUUUUGUGUGAAUUUACCUUAGCUGCAAAAACAAUUAGGAAAAGUCAAAUUUACAAUCUGCAUGGUAUCAUUGUCAUUUUUGUUAUUAAACUAAAUUCAUACAAAAUGUCAUGUUUUUUUGACAGAGGAAGCCGAGCACAUUUCACUUUUAGGUACAGUUCAUUUUUUUUUAUUUGGACUCCUGUUUUUUUAGCUCGUUUGAUUUAGUAUUUUUAUUAUUUAAAAAAUGGUACUUCUGCUGAAGAUCUUAAUUAAAUGCUCUGACACUGUCAAAUUGACAUUUAUAUUUAUUAUUGAUAAUUUACAUGUUAUGCCAAAAAUAAUAUUACAUUCUAAAGUAAAAGAACUUUUAAGGGCAAAAUUUCAUUUCAAUGAAGUUAUGGCAAUUGCCUCAAUGGCAGAAAAAGUACAUCGCCUUGUGGACAUUUUUGGAUUAAAAAAGUAUCGUUUUUGGUUUUACAAAUAUUACAUCACACAUUAUUUUCAGCUAAGCAGAUCAAAAUUUAAAAAAAUAAGGGGGAAAUAAAAAAAAACAAAAAAUAAAAAUUAUUUGUUAGGUUCAACCUUUUUGUGAAAAAUCUAGUAGUUAAUUUUCCUGUCUUUGAAAAUAGCAUCCAUUUGGUUUGAAAAACAUAAGCAAUAAUUACGAAAAUUUUUCUUCUUUCAAUUUGCAAGUUAUUGAUCAUUAAUAGUCCUGGACAAUAUAUAUAUACAUUAUAAUUAUUAUUAAGCCACUACAAGUAUUAACGUCCAGUGGCUUUAACAAAAUACCCAUUCACCAUUGGAGUACAAUGAUUGGACAACAUUCACGUGUGUUCACAUAAAAUUUUAAUUUCUUUUAUAUAAUUUUUUUUGAAAGCGCUAGGAAUACUUUAUCUCUCCUGGGCCGUAGUCACCUAUAUUUGACUACUUUUUUAUAUGAUUUUACUCAUCUUAACUCAUUUUAACUACGAAUUUUGACAACUCAACUUGACAACCGUUCAAUGUAACCUACAAUAAUUUAAAAAUAUAACCCACAAUUACAUAUCGUCACCCUAAUAUUACAAGGUUGUAUGUCAUGUUUUUUGCACUUUCCGACUUAAUAAUAUAACAAGGUUGUAUGUUACCAAAUCUUCCUUUUUCAUGCAAAACAUAGAUGGAAUUACCCAUAUUAAGAAAAAUAUUAGGAAAAUUACGGAGGUGUAUGUGCUUUAAUAUGUUUAAUAAAACCAACAGAGGUGUAUGUUUAAUAUCUAAAACAUACACCUUUGUUAUAAAUACUUUGCACGGAUAAAAAGGAUUUCUUAGAUAUAGAAUUUUAUUUUUCUUAAAAAUAUUUAUUUGAAUAGAGUUAAUUUGAUUUGAUUUAAGACGAAUGAUUUGUUACAAGAAUGUUCAAUUUCUUUUAAAUAGUAAAUAUAUUUCUUGAAAAAAACUCUUGGUUCAAGAAUUUUUCUUCAUUGAAGAAACGCAUUGCGUUAAUUCAAGAAAAAUAUUUCUUAUUUUCUAAAAAUUACCCUUUUCUUGGGACAAGAGAAUCAGGGCUUGUAAAUUUUACUUGAAGAAUAUUAAAAUUUAUUGUUCUUGUAUUAAGAAAAUCUGAUCGUUUGACUUCGUUUCAAGAAUAAUUAUUAGAUAAUUUCUUGUAUUUACGAGCUGUCCGUUGGGGAGGGAAUAAACUUGUUUCAUACGUCCUACACCCUCAUUUGAAAAGUAACCGUGCUUGUGUUUUCUUAAAUGUUUAAAAAUGAGUGAUUAUUCGAACGAUUACAGUGCCGUAGACAUUAGGACAUUAUUGACUGAAUGGAAUACUCCAGAACGUAGGGGUUAACCAUUUUUAAACUUUUUUUGACACCAUGUAUAUUUUUAUUUAUUUGUAAAUAAAUCUUUGUGUCAAAAAAGUUCAAAAUUGUUUACUCCCCCUCUGCUUCUUAAAAAUCCCGAAUGUAGCUUAAAUAUUAACUAUACUGAAGAAAAUUUCAAAUACUUGUUUGAAGAAGUACUUGUCUUAAAUGAAAUAAAUAUUAUCUUUAAGAAUACAUUUUAUUAACGCAAGACACAAAAUAUUUCUAUAAAGAAAAGAACGGUUUCAUUGAAGAAUUCCUUUGAUUAAUGCGAAGAAUAAUGUCUUGAAUGAAGAAUAAUUACUACUCCACCAAAACUCAAUUAUUUUUGUUUUUUUUCCUCAAGUAAUUUUAUUUUUUAUUCAAGAAUAUUUAUUCUCGACCCAAAAUGUGACAAUUUUAAUAACACGAGUUUUUAUCAUUCGUUUAAGACUGCUUAUGUUCUUAAAAAGGAGAAAAUAUAUUCUCCGAGGAAAACAUGUAACACAAGAAUAAUUUUUACUGCUGGCAAGAAAAUAUUGUUUCGAAGAGAUAGGAAUCAUUUAGUAUCUUGAAUGAAGUUAAUUUAACUUGGCUGAAGAAAUCCUUUUUUACAGUGUGGAAAUAAAUUAACAUUAACAAGGGUGUAUGUCCAUUAGGGUUGUCAAAGACAUUUUGUGAGAAUUUACCUUAAUCACAAAAAUGACACAAUCAACAAUACUUGUGUAACGUCAAAUUUACAAUUUGCAUUGUUCUUUGUUUCUGACAUACAAACAUUUUAACGCAACUUUAUGUGCUAUUAAAGUGAGAUUCUGAGUUCUGUGUGACAUCUCAUUUACAAGUGCUGUAAUUAAUUUGUUAAUAAUUAAAUAAUAAAAACAUGGAUGCCCAAGGUAGAUCUAGAAUAUUACAAAGCGAUUUUACCAAAGCAGAACAGUUUAAGCGUCCAGGCGGCAGUAGUAAAUAAAACAGGAAAAAAAAUGAAAAAGUGAUUUUACCAAACGACAAACUAAAACGGCAGUAGUUAAAAAUUUGAAACAAAAAAAAAAAGCACAAAAAACACAAAAAAAUUGAAUAAUCAUGCUAAUUUCUAUUAACUGUAUUUUUUUAUUAUAACAUUUGUUUAAAGUUUUUGUAUUUUAAAUAUUUUUCUU